AUGAACGAUUACAAGCCAUUUGUAACACCCUCAGAUGUAAGGAACAAAGUGGAGGUCGCUGAUACCGUGCCUACACAAUGCCAACGCUAUGGCGGUCGCGCGGCGGCACAGGCUUUGGUGUCAAAACUGAUGUACGUCACACCCCCGUCUACCUGCAUUUCCGCAUGUCUUGUUAACCAAAAGGAGCCGCCAAUCCUGUGCCCUGUGGGUUGCAAUACAUCAAACCCUUCGCAAGGUCUGACUCCAAUUAAGUGUGAUUACCUAAAUGAGGACUUCAACAGCGAUGCGGUGAAACUGCGUCUCAGAGCUGAACUUCCACAUCUGACGAGGAAACAAAUUGCACAGUAA
Messenger RNA from Dibothriocephalus latus, 348 nucleotides. The record is from the annotation of a GenBank genome assembly. NCBI's taxonomy places the organism in Eukaryota, Metazoa, Platyhelminthes, Cestoda, Diphyllobothriidea, Diphyllobothriidae.